This is a messenger RNA of Cicer arietinum (chickpea), 1207 nucleotides long. RefSeq names its product fatty-acid-binding protein 3, chloroplastic. Gene Ontology annotation, biological process: fatty acid metabolic process. Lineage: Eukaryota; Viridiplantae; Streptophyta; Magnoliopsida; Fabales; Fabaceae. Gene Ontology annotation, cellular component: chloroplast stroma. Gene Ontology annotation, molecular function: fatty acid binding; intramolecular lyase activity. The record is from RefSeq and is a predicted model, not a curated record.
AUACCUUAGAGCGUGUCUAAAGAUGAAGCAGGUUAAAGAGAAAAAACCGAAGUGAGAGCGGUUAUAGUUCCGUCGGUGUUGUAAUUGAUCCCUCCAAUCUCAAUAUUUUAUUACACAAAAUCCUAACUCUACUACAUCAAUAUUUUAGAAAAUGGUGGGAGCUAUGGCAGCUUCAACAACACUAUGUUUUUCACCAUCCACCAGAUUCGUUGUUCAUCAAAAAAAAAUCUCAAAUCCAACUCACACAUUAAGCUAUGUUCACUCUUUCUCAGCUCCCUCUCUUCACAACACCUCUAAAAAACAACCCCUUUUCUUUCCACAAGCUACUUCCUCUUCAUCUCCCGCUGUGAAUGCUGAAUACAUCGAAGAACCAGCAACAACUGUGAAAUUUCAUACAUCUUUGAGUUUCCCGGGUUGCUCAGACUCAUUAACGUUGUUCGGAGCUGGAUACAGAGAAAAAGUUUUUGCGAUUAUUGGCGUCAAGGUAUAUGCUGCAGGACUGUAUCUAAACCAGUCUAUUAUAAGUGAGUUGAAUGCUUGGAAAGGACAAUCAAAAGAUGGGAUUCAAGGGAACUCUUCCUUGUUCAAGACCAUUUUCCAAUCUCCCCUUGAGAAAUUAUUGCAAAUUAUUCUCGUUAGAGAUGUUGAUGGUAAAACUUUCUGGGACGCUUUAAGUGAUGCUAUAUCACCGAGAAUCGCGAAACCAACAACUGCAGAUGAAACUGCUUUGAACACUUUCCGUAAUGUCUUUCAAGAUCGCCCCCUUAAGAAAGGAACUUUCAUUUUUUUGACUUGGUUGAACCCUACCAAGUUGCUUGUUUCUGUCUCAUCAGAGGGAGUUCCAUCUACUGCGGAUGCUACAAUCGAAUCUUCAAAUGUGAGUUAUGCUCUUUUUGAUGUAUUCCUUGGAGAUAGUCCUGUUUCUCCCUCUUUGAAAUCUUCAGUGGCUGAAAGCUUGUCAAAAGUACUCAAGUAAAAAAGGUUUGGCGUCUCUUGAGAAAAUUUCAUGCAUCCAUGUUUUCUUCUGGUAUAUAUGUCUGUAAUCAAGCUCUAUGGUCCACCACUGUAUACCUUAUGUAUAACAGCAAGCUGUCACUUAGUUCUAGUAUUUAUUUUCUAGUUAUCUAAACUUUGUUCCAGUAUGUAUUUUCUAAUGAUCUAAAAUAUUUGAUUUGUUUGGUCAAUAAUAUACAAUUUUGAAUGCGUA